UGGCAUACAUGGCAAUGUAGCCUAUUCUCUGUUUCAAGGCAAUGGAGUAUCUCAACCAUUUGUAAUAGAUGAAGCCACAGGAGAAAUUCGUCUUAAAGGGGCAUUGGAUUUUGAGACAACUCCAUAUUAUAACAUGGAAAUUGUAGCCAGAGACAGUGGAGGUCUUUCAGGAAAAUGCACUGUAGCUAUACAGGUGUUGGAUGUGAACGACAAUGCCCCUAAACUCACCAUAUCUUCUCUCACUAAUUCCAUCCCAGAAAAUGCUCCUGAGGCUGUAGUUGCUGUUUUCAGUGUCUCUGACCCAGAUUCUGGGGAAAAUGGAAGGAUGGUUUGUUCUAUUCAGAAUGAACUUCCAUUUCUUUUAAAACCCACAUUCAAGAACUUUUACACCUUAGUGACGGAGAGACCUCUGGACAGAGAGAGCAGAGCUGAGUACAAUAUCACCAUCACUGUCUCCGAUCUGGGCACACCCAAGCUCACAAUCCAGCACACCAUAACAGUGCAGGUGUCUGACAUCAACGAUAAUGCUCCCGCCUUCACCCAAACCUCCUACACCCUGUUUGUUCACGAGAAUAACAGCCCUGCCCUGCACAUAGGCACCAUCAGCGCCACAGACCCAGACUCUGGCUCCAAUGGCCUUAUUAUCUAUUCGCUGCUGCCGCCCCACGACCCACAGCUGCCCCUCGCCUCGCUCAUCUCCAUCAACUCAGACAAUGGUCAACUGUUUGCACUCAGGGCACUGGACUAUGAGACCCUGCAGACCUUCGAGUUCCAUGUGAGCGCCACAGACCGAGGCUCACCCGCGCUCAGCAGCCAGGCUCUGGUGCACGUGGUGGUGAUGGAUGACAAUGACAACGCGCCCUUCGUGCUCUACCCAAUGCAGAACGCCUCAGCACCCUGCACCGAACUACUGCCCAGAGCGGCAGAGCCCGGAUACCUGGUUACCAAGGUGGUGGCAGUGGACUCUGACUCUGGUCAGAAUGCCUGGCUGUCGUUCCAGUUGCUGAAGGCCACUGAACCCGGGCUGUUCAGCGUGUGGGCGCACAAUGGCGAGGUGCGCACCACCAGGCUGCUGAGCGAGCGCGAUGUGCCCAAGCACAGGCUGGUGCUGGUAGUCAAGGACAAUGGAGAGCCUCCGCGCUCUGUCAGUGUCAUGUUGCAUGUGCUGCUGGUGGAUGGCUUUUCCCAGCCCUACCUACCUCUGCCAGAGGUGGCGCUCAACCCCACACAGCAAGAAGACAUGCUCACACUUUAUCUGGUUAUUGCUUUGGCUUCUGUGUCUUCACUUUUCUUCUUGUCUGUGCUGCUGUUUGUGGGGGUGAGGUUGUGCAAGAAGGCAAGGGAGGCUUCUCUGGGUGAUUGCUCUAUUCCUGAGGGACACUUUCCUGGCCACCUGGUGGACGUCAGCGGUACGGGGACCCUGUCCCAGAGCUACCAUUAUGACGUCUGUCUGGCUGAGGACUUUGGGACCUCAGAUUUCAAGUUCAUGAACCCCAUUAUUCCCACUAGUCUCCUUCAGGACUCCUAGCUAAACCUCAGUGUCAGGAAGACCUACGAUUCUAUAAGUGAAUCAAAAUGAGUGUCUUGGUUAUUAUUUUUCUUUUGCAUUCUAUAAUUUUUCCUUGAGACAAUAUAUUUCUAUGCUG
Messenger RNA from Grammomys surdaster, 1646 nucleotides. Its product is annotated as protocadherin beta-8. NCBI's taxonomy places the organism in Eukaryota, Metazoa, Chordata, Mammalia, Rodentia, Muridae. The record is from RefSeq and is a predicted model, not a curated record. Gene Ontology annotation, biological process: homophilic cell-cell adhesion. Bases 134 to 1528 code for a protein of 464 amino acids. The transcript has a single exon. Gene Ontology annotation, cellular component: plasma membrane. Gene Ontology annotation, molecular function: calcium ion binding.